CAGUAGUCUAACAGGAAAACGAACAGGUCGAGCUACUGAUGAAGGCAUGCAAAUGCAAUUUUGUGACGGAAACGGACGUUUGAGAUUUGCAUGCGUUAGUAGAGGCUUGUGAGAUGGCAAUGUGUUUCAUUUUAGUUCGAGAUAGGUGGAAUCACCUCAGCGGUGUGUGAAAGAGGGAGAGAGAGAGAGAGAGGCGAGGGAACAAGAGGGGAGGGGGCGGGGGUGUAUGGACCUCACUGGCUACGGGACCUACAGGCACCCCGAUUGUGCUCUGCCUUCAUCAUUUUUGGAGGUGAGGACAAAAGAAAAAGGGGAAAUCGGAAGAAAGGCCCGGGAUCCGAGUGUCGUGACGGGCCCCCCGACUUCGCCGCCGCUGGUCGGGGUUGUCUGGACUCAAACAGGGUGAAGGAAAAGCGGCGGAGCAGUCGACUCGAGGCUGGGGUUUCCUGCCACAGCAGCGGGAUUGUCACAAAACAGCCUUUCACUCUUCGAGGGGCCUUGUAUUGGCUACGUUAUUCAGAGUUGUGAAGGCUUCUGGUCACCAUCUCCUGGAAAAAUGAACGUAUCUGCAUGGAAAUACUGAAGAGAGAGAGAGAAAACGGAAAACAGGAGCUUGAAUAGACUGAACUUGAAGUGGAAUAAAUGGAUUACCCUCCUUUUGGAAAACUGUUGCCAUGGAACUAGGUAGAAUAAAAUGAUGGUUGACAGAAAGAAACAAAGGUAAGACAGCUACACGCUGAAGAUACAGGAGAGGACCAAGAAGAAUCUGAACACAGCGUCAAGGAAAGAACAAUUACUAAAUAGGGACCAGAGACUUGUACAGUCCGAAUUAAUGCAUGCCGUAGCAAAAAAAGAAGACAGUAUUUGAAAGGGAAUGUUCAAGAAAAAGAACAUCUCAAAGUGUAUUACUCUCUGCAUCCAAGAGCUGAUGAGAAUAUCAAUGGAGUGUUUGCCUCUGGGUGUGUUUAAUGAUGGUCUGUAUUUAGACCUCUCGAUUCGAGUUAUUGCAGUUUUGGUCUCACACAGGUGUGAGUCAGGUCCUGGCAAACAUAUUGACAAACUGUUUGUUGUUGCCAAUUGUUGGGACAGAACACAUUCUCAAUGGUUUUAUUGAGAUUUUUUUUUGCACAAAAUGCUAUUGGACCACAACACAAUUCAGUCCUAACAUAGCUCUGUUUGCUUGAGCUGUAAUUAUAGCGGAGCAUACACACGUAAAGACAUUUGGGGUUGAACAUCUCACGUGGUGGUGUGUCGGACAUCCAUGAUAUCAUUGCCUGCUCGGUGCCAAACUGCUUCAGCUUCAUGGAAAGGACUGCACAGUUUUAGUCUUGUAUUUUUAUGCCGUAGAAACCUGCUUCUGUACACAUUUAUUUUUUCUUUUGAAAAUUCCAUUUUGCAAGACCCAACUGUAAAGUUAACCUUUUUUUUUUUUUUUUUUUUUUUUUUUUCUUUCUUUCUUUUCUUUAAAUGUGCAAAAAAACAUACCAUGAUCACAUUGAAGAAGUGAGACUUUUACCAUUUGGCCUUUUCAUAUAUUGAUAAAAGCAUCGUCUGUUCAAGUGCCCUACCCACUUUCUGCUAAAAAAAAAAAAAAAAAAAAAAAAAGUCAUAACAUCUGCGAUAUAUAUUCCUCAGCUUGAACUAUUUUUCAAAGCAUUUCCUUGUUUUACUGCCAGGCCAUAGACUCUCUCUUUGUCAUUAAUGGUUACUGCCGUAAGCCUUCCAGUUUCUGAUCAGAAGCAUUCCCUGGUAUAGACACUGACAGAUAUUUCCGUUUUUAAUCCAAACUUGGGAAAACAAUGCAGAAUUUUUCUAACAGCCCAGUUCCCCCUUCUCUCCCCCCGGGGUUCAGUGGGAGGGCUGUAGGGGGAACUCCAUAUCCCCCUCAGCCAGCAGACCCUCAGAUCUCCCCACGGAUGACAGAUGAUUACGCAGGGAUGCAACAGCAGAGCCUGCACAGAAGCCAUCACCACCCCAGUCAAGCCAGUCACAUGCUUGCUUACAGUGGUAGAAACAGAGGGGCAGUGGAGGCACCGCCAACACAGAGUAACAUUCACAGCGGCAACGCUAACAACCCUUACAGGAAGGACGCCAUGGAUUAUUAUUUUUCAAUGGGUGGAAAGGACAGGCACAGAAGGGGGGGCAUGGCUUAUGGGGCAGGAUUUGGGUACCCUAAUAUUGAUGGACAUAUACCUCACCAGUACCGGCAUGCUGGAUCUGGCUCUGCACCAGCAUCUGGCCUGAUGUCACCGUAUCCAGUAGACUAUGGCCCCAGUGCUGGUUCAGGUGGUGGUGCUGGCGCUGGAGCAUUUUCUCCUUCUCAUCAGUACAAUAUGAGUCAGAAUGCUGCAAUGCAGUCAGUGCCAGGUCCUCAGAUGCAGCACCGCCAGCAUGGGCAAACCUUCCCCGCUGUCCACCAUGGACAGCAGCAUAGGAGCUAUCCACACUCUGGGCACAGAAUGACCCCUCAGUACCCGCACUACUCUCCACAGGGUGGAGCAUCCACAGGGUCAUCAGGAAUGUACAGCCCCCCUCCACAGAGAUAUCUCGACGGGGCUGUCAGCACCGGGUUCGAUCCCAAAGUCAACAGUUCUCCCAGUGUCAACUCCAGUUCAAACUCAGUCUCCAGUUCAGUUGUUGCUAACAAUGUGGGGCCAAUGGAGAAUGUUCAACAGAGUUACCAUGCUUCAAACUAUCCUGGAUAUUCCCAACAGACACUUACACUUCACAAGCAAGCCACACUACAGCACCGCAACUCACAGCACAAUUUAGGGGUAGGUUAUGACAACUCUCUCAAGAUGCAGCACCAGGGCCCGUCUCCAGGCUCUGUAUAUGCUAAACAUCAUCAAGCCUCCAAUCCCAGUACACCUCUAGCAGCAUCUCAAGAACUAACCAAAUCCCCAAUGCAUCCGAAUGCUCAACAAACCAUAAUUAACCAAAACUUUAGCCCAAUAUCCAACCCCUCACCAGCUGCCUCCGCAGUGCAUUCCCCCAGUUGUAGCUCCUCUCCUUCCCCUUUGAUGGGUGUCUCAGACGUACACGGAAACCCCUCAGGUCAUGGUCUUUCACAUCCUCCUACGUCAAACCCCCGUAGUAGCCAUGGUCAAGGUAGAUUACUGCAGACCAUGCCACAGUUAAGUCCCACGCCCAACUCAAAUAGCAGCAUCAGUAGUUGUGGUAGCAGUGGCAGUCACAAAGCUCACAGCAUAAGUGCAGUUGGAGGGAGCAGUCUUCCUCCAACGGGCCGCAACAAAUUGGGUCUAGGCACAGGAAUCGGAUCCCGAGAGGAAUGCUCCUCUAUUUAUUCGUCCUCUCCACUAGACAAAAUGCAGGAUGCUGGCUUGAAUAGUCUUAAUGCCUUGAGCUCACAAGUAGCCAAUUUACCAAACACAGUUCAGCACAUGCUCCUCACCGACUCUGUGCUUUCCCAGAAGAAGGGGAAGGAUGUGGGGCAGAUGCAACAGACCCCACAUGGCGUGUCCCCAUCACAACCAAGGAGUCGAAAUGCAAGUGCAGCAUCGAGCACUAGCACAGUUAAAGAUGGAAGUGCACUGGGCAUCGGUGAUGGUGCCAGCUUAGAUGUUGGUGCAGAUGAAGAGUCCUCAUUGAUGUCAGUUUGUGGCUCAUCAGGGACCAAGGUGGAGCGUGAGGAGCCAUUUUCUGAAGGGGAACAUGGGAGAGUGAGGCAGAUGAGUGGUGCAAGCAGUGGAUCUGAACUAACUGGUUAUCACGCUCCCUGUCAGAGUCAGACACGGACUGGGCAAGCAUCAGCUGUAAAAGCAGCCAUCUCUGAUUCACUGUCAAAAGAACGAAAUGUUUCCGAAAUAAAAGCAAAUGAAGCUCAAAUUCCCUCUUCAUCUCCAUCCUUUGGAUGUCAAUCAUCAGAGACUGGCCCAACUUCACAUUCAGCACCUCCAGUUUCCUCAUCCCCCUCAUCUACCCCCUCCAGUAUUCCUCCUCCUCAGCCAAAUUGUGUCUCAGAGUCUGGGCUAACACAUAAUGACCACAGAGGUGGUCAUAGGAAGACAACCGAAAUAAAUGAAGUCAUCAAAAAUGAAAGUGAAGGCACAGUUGACAAAACUGAGAAAGGCAGUAGCCAAACACAGCGAGAUGGAGAAGUAAACUCACAAAAUUGUCAGGACAAAGAGAACCGGUUGCACACUGCAUCCAGAUUACACAAUAAUGAGAGGGAAGAAAAGCACACAUCUGAGGAACAGCAGAGCACCAGUAGUGUUGGUGUGAUUGUUUCAGCUCGCUCUGAGGGAAGUCACACUGAAAAAAGCAAGCAUUCCCAAGACAACUGUAUAGAAGAGAAACACUCCUUAAGAGAGUCAAGCAGUCAUAAUGGGGAGGAGGGUGUAGAUCUGAGUUUAUAUUCCUCCCUUCACCAGAAAUCUAAUUUUGGACGGCCUCAAAAUCCUCCCCAGUCUGGACCACAUAAAUAUGGAUACCCAGAAUCAACAUAUGGCUCAGAUUUGUCACUGAAAAACAGAGGAAGGGCUGGCCCAGCCAGUGUUAUGGAUUCAAAUUCCAGAUACUUAGGGUACCAACAGUCACAAGCUGGUUAUGGCCCUGCGCAUCCAAAAUAUGCUGGUUCUGUAGCAGAGGCUUUGGUGAAGAGAGGGCAAGCAGCAGGAGCUAAAGGUCAUGAGGAUAAUUCCCAGCAAUUUCCGAGCCUUUUACAAGAGGUUCUUCAAGGUUACAAUUUAGAUAGGCGUUAUGGCCGACCCGAGCAGGCCUUUCCUGCCCAUCUCCAAGUCCAACAACCGUUUCAAACCAGACACCCGUAUGGCAUAACUGAGGUUUCGGCUCAUUCUGGACAAAUGGGUAGCUCUGGAAAGCCCCCACAUCCAAACCAGAGGCAUGGAAGAGAGCCUGAUUUUAACACAGAUGCUCAGUCGUCGGUGAAGUCCGAAGUUUCCAUUACUAAGAUAUUGCAAAACGCUGAGAAAUCUGAUGUUGGCGUGUGCCAGAGCCAUUUAACACAGGCUACAGAUUGUCAGCAACCCCCAACAAAACAUAUCAACUUAGCUGACUAUUCUCUACCACAGAGAAAAGUGUUAUCUAAUGUGUCCACUCCAUCCUCUGCUGUGCAGGAGCUCCUUUUGCAAGAGCCAGAGCCGCUAACAGGCACCAUUGGUCAAACUGAGUCUCAAAAAUCAUCAAGCUCCAUAUUAGCCCCGUCAGAGCGGCGCUCCGUCAUUUGUGAUGUGUCGCCAAACCGACGCAGCACACCAGAGAGGGACAGGGAAAGUGACAGAGAGAGGGAGCGGGAGAAAAGUCAGAGUGGAGCCUCUGUGAUUCAACAGCCGUUUUCCUCUCCAGCAGCAGCCAAUGAUCUGAGCAAAAAGGAUAUUGCAGAGAAACAAGUAGUGAAAAUGGAAACGGCAUCAAGGGAGGCUGGCCCAGACGCUGCAAAUUUACAAACUGAUCAUCAUGGCAGUGGUGGGGCUAAUGAGGCUGAUAUGGAGUAUCAUUCCAAGUCUGUUCAUUCAUCUGUUGUAAUGAAUGCUGACCCCUACAGGCGAGGUAAUGUUGAUAUUACACCCUUGCCUUCUCAUCCUUUGAGCACUAACCCCUUAUCUUCACCUUCAAGGCACCAGUCCUAUAUUCAUGGUGUUGAUUUAUCAACUGGCGGUGGGAGCGGUUUUCCUGGAUAUCGAUUUGGAGACACAAGAGAAGGGAAUAUGAUGCCACGCAGCAACCCCCAUUUUCCCUCCCACCAUCCAUACCACAAUUUAUCCCCACAGACUCAAGCCACGAACAAGCUUCAAAUGUAUCCUCACUCUCGUGGCCCCCCUCAUCACCCCCAUGACAUGAAUGACUGGGUAAAAGCGAUGAACAGGCCAUCGAAGGAGAUGAUGAUGCAGCCUGGUUCUUCUCCAGGAAGACAUAAGGUCAGCCAAUCGGAACCGAGGCAAAGAAUGAUCCCACAAACUGACAUGCCCGGCGAACAACACGCAACCAAAAUGUCACUCCAUCAUCAAGGCGCUUUCUUUGAUUUGAAAAUGUGGGAGUCAACACACUCUGCAAGAGAAGGCUCUACGAUGAUAGGAGACUCCUUCUACAGAACACAGCCGCCGCCUCCUGCUCCUGUAGCUUCACACGUCCCUGUUCCUCCACAAUGCCAAAAUGCUGCUGAACCCGAGGUCUCCAGAGGAGCCGCAAAGGAAGCCAGACUUCCCUGCCCACCUCCUCCACCCAGCUCCACUAAGCCUUCUGCUGACAUGAACUCCACUCAGCCACAACAGGUGCAGCGUCAGACUAAAGCCGGGGGUUCUGGAGACACAAAUCCACUAAUAUUGCGGAGGAGAGUUCGUUCUUUUAUCUCUCCUAUACCUGCCAAAAGGCAACUCCAGGCUGCUACAAAUUCACAUCACUCCCCUGGGGCUCAGUCGGAGUCUAGCCAUCACAACGAAGAUGACUCAUCCAGUUCAGAUAUCCCAUGUCCGAGGCUCUCUUCCCCUCUGCCCGGAGAGAAUACCUAUUUACAACCUCUAUCUCCAUCAAGUAGUAAUACCAAGGCUUUGCCUCCCCGGAAAGGACGAGGUUUGAAACUGGAGGCAAUAGUGCAGAAAAUCACGCCAAAUAUUAAAAAGCCAGCAGGCCAUGUUGAUGAUGAGUCAAAUCAUUACCCAGGCUUCUCUCACUCAGAAAUACCAGCAUUUAAUGAUUCACAGGACCAAGACUUGGCACAUUUCCCUAGGGUUGCAGGAGGGGAUGAUGGUUACAUGGAUGAAAGUCACUCAUUAAAUGACAUGAUUCCCUUCAGAGGAGUUGAUGAGACUGGGCCUUUACCUCCAUCUGCCUACCCAUGUGAUCCUCAUCAGACGUCCCAAACCCUAAAACAAGACUUUGACUUUGGAUUAGGAGCCGCUGUGGCAUCGGCAUCUGGUGACAAGGAGGAUUUUGCCUUGCUCGGACCUUUACCCCCUCCUCCACCUCUUCCCCGCCCCGUCCAGGGUUCCCCACCUCCAUCUUCAUCUGCCCUGUCGGACAUUCAACAUUUCACCAACACUUACCAGCAGCUCGAGACAAGAAGAGGAGAGCAGUCUGCUGCUAACCUUCUUCGACAGAAACUUCAAGAAUCUGACAUGGGGUUUGAUGAUUACCCUGGCAGUGACUACUAUGGAGCCACCCCACCCCACCAUAGUCAAGGACACAUGCUCAAUAGACAACAUCAGAUGUCCUCUGGUAGGUCCAGUCUGUCACCACAAGAUUCUAAGCUAUCGGAGAGUUCAGUGCCUAAAGGCUAUUUUCCAUCUGGCAAGAAGAAGGGCAGACCCGUAGGGAGUGUGAAUAAACAAAAACGGGCCCAGACCCAGGCCCAAACACAGGGGCAGGGCCAGCCUCAAGCCCAGGCUCAGAGCACAACUCCGAGUGCUCCUCCGGCCCCAACCACUCUAACUACAGCUGCUGCCACAACCCCACCAUUGAUGCAGACUGCCAGCAGCUCACCGCCACCUGCAGCACCCCCCCUGGCAGACAAUAAAAACACUCCCCCACUGACCCCGCCCAUUUUAACCCAGAUAGUAAAAGUGGAUGUCGAGAGUGAGGACACACUGCCAGAGAUCGAGGUCAAACCUGUGCCAAGGAGACGCAAAGGUGUGAAAGAUGAAGCCGAGUCACUGCAAGCCAGAGGACGACAGAGGAGGAGAAGGAGAGGAGCAGCACUGACGGCACCACCAUUGGCCAAAGACGACCCAGAUACACCUUUAGGGGCAGGAGGGAGCCCUGGCGCAAAUAGAGUAUUCACAGAUCCUAAUAGAAAGGGGCCGUUUGUUCCACACAUUCAUGUGGAGAACAAAGUACCAGAGAUCGGGGCAGUGUGCACCAUUGUAAAUGCAGGCGGGAGUGGAAUUGAUUCUCUCCUGACUUCAGCUCUUUCCUCCCAGUUAUCUAGGAGAGACAGAGACUCUGAGAAAGGCGAGACAGACGAGGUGGAAACUACACUACAGUCAGGAAAAGCACUUCCUUCAUCUGGUUAUGUUGUUUCAGGCCCCGUGAUUACAGAGACCAAUCACUCUGGCCGCCUGCUCUGCUGCCUGUGUCAGAAAUGGGCAAAUUACAAGCACCUCGGAGAUCUCUAUGGACCUUUCUAUCCAGCCGAAUAUGCCGCAAAGCUCCCCAAGAACCAGCCCCAAGUCCGACAAUGUCCAGCGACCACAGGCACAAAUAAAACGGGACCAAAUUUAGACAUGAGCUCAAAUGCUUUGAGCACCAUCCAAGACAUGCAAACGCAAGAUGCUCAGUUUACCAAGCCCCCAACUGAGAGUGACUAUGCCGUCAGCCUAGAUUCAAACCCAGUACCUCUCACCAUGACAGCCAGAACUGCCCCCACAGCUGGUAGAGAGGAAAUGAUGAUGCACAUGACUGGCAAGUUCAGCAACAGUGCCUCCUCUUCCUCCUCUUCCUUCUCCUCCUACACCAGUAAAACAGCAUCUCUAACCUUGGACAUGAAUCUAGACAUCCGGCCUAUCCCUGAGCUUAAGAGAGAGCCAGACCUUGAGAUCGACCAGCGACAGCCGCAUAUCCAGCAACCGCUGCAGCCGCCAACAGAAGAAGCCCAACAGCGACCCCAACACAGAAAGCUGACCUCGCACCCCCGCUUUAAAAGGAGGCACAAAUCUAGUGAUGAUUCCCCCAGAAUGGUGCCAUCCAACAGUAAGGCGUCCCUGCCCUUUCAGCCCCCUCCGCCCGCCUUGGACUCCCUGGGACCCUUGGCCCAACUUGCCCAGCUGCCUCAGAUGCCUAUGGACCCGGAGGAGCUGUGGGUCCACGAAGGAUGCAUAGUGUGGACCAGUGGAGUGUAUCUUGUCAAUGGGAGACUGUAUGGCCUGCAGGAGGCACUAGAUGGUGCCAGAGAAACAUCCUGCUCGUACUGUGAGAUGGUUGGCUCAACCCUGGGCUGCUACAGUAAAGGCUGUACACUCCGCUACCACUACCUGUGCGCUAUUGAAGCAGAUUGCUCUCUAAACGAGGAUAACUUCUCACUGCGGUGUCCGAAGCACAAGGUAAAGAAGGAGAGUUCACCCAGAGCAUCCGGCCAGCCAGGACAGUGUACCUGGAGCAGUCGGAGAGAGGCUGAGAGAAACGCAGAAGAUGAAGAGACACAGAAGUCUAGGAGCUGUUAGUUUGGACAACAGAAGACUGAGAAAGGAGACUGGUUUGCGAAGCAGCCCCAAAUGUGAAAGGACGGGACCGUGACGGAGAACAACAAAAGGGAAUGUACAAUUUCUCAACGGGAAUCAGCAUUAUUUACAUUAAAGACAACGGAGAAAAAGAACCCCCUUUUUUUUUUCUUUCCUAAGAGAAUUGUUGCUCUUUACUUAAAAGCAGAAAAAGAAAAAAAAACAUGGACAUGCAACAUAGAGGAACGGAGCUACAGGUAAAAGAAAAAAACAACAACAAAGAUCAAUGUGGGAUCAAAUGAGACGUCAGAACUGAUGGAGGAACUGAAGGAACUUUUCCGUAGAGAACAAAAGAACAAACUUCCUCUCUAGGCUUACUUUGAUUUUCCUCCGACGCCCUUAACGUGUACAACUCUUGCUUACUUAUCAUCCUCUGUAUUAUCAUUUACCUGCGUUUGUUUUUAGGUGUUCUUUUGUUUGCUUUGAAGAGGCGUAUUGGGAGCAAGUUGGGUCGUCGAAACCCAGACAAGAUAGAACAAGGAGAGAAUUUUGUAUCCUCUCACAAGCAGUAUUUUUUUAUUUUAUAAGGAUGACCACAGUUCUUAUUUUAGUCCUCAUUAUCGUUUUGUAUCCUCAUCCGUAUUUACUCAUGAAAAUGAAAUGGAUGUAUGUCACUUUUAUAUUCAGUCAACCCAUGAAUUGGAUUUGAUUAUUAUUUUUUUUUUUCUUUCAUUCCUGGAGAGGGAGGAGCCAGAGUGAUGUUGUCUGGAAUGUCAGGGUCGAGUUUGCCACAAAGACAUUAUUGCCUUGGAGAACGGACAUCUGUUGCCUUUCAAAAGUCACGUGUAUUAGUGAUAAGUGAGUGUGUGUAUGUGUGUGUGAGAGAGAGAGUGUGUGUGAGAGAGAGAGAGAGAGAGAGAGAAACUGAAAAAAAAAUGCCGAUAUCUGGGUCUUUGAUUCCAUUUUUGGUCCUUUUUGAAAAGUGUUCUUAUUUUUCAUCACGGGGUUUUUACGGUACAGAUAGUAUUCAUGAGAAAUCCGAUGGACACAAGCUUAUUUUUUAAGUACAAAUGUUCGUAAUGUGCAAAAAGAAGGGCCGAGCCUUGUAAGAGGAGGAGAUAACACUAUGAACUAAUGCGUGUCCGCCACCUUUAACCGUGCUGACAGGGAAAAGAUGGGCAGGACACUGCAGCGUUUUCAUCGUUUGUUGAACUGUGUACUGUGUGCACCAGUGCUACAUAGGAAGUCGCUUUUGACUGACAGGUGUCAGUCCCUCGUUCAGUGAUGAAAGCUUUUUUUUUUUUUUUUUUUUUUUUUUUGAACUGGAACCUUUUUGGAGAGGGUGUCAUAUGAACAGCUGUGAUUGGCCGACCCUACUGGCCAAUGGGGAGUAAGCCUUACCAAGUACUUCUGAAUGAUUUCAUUCUUUAUAGUGACACAGCAGCGAUUUGAUCGGGAGAUGCAAAAUCCAUUCAAAAAGAAGCAUUGCCAUAAAAUUUAAAAAGUGAGUCGUACAUGGUGUUGUCUUUAUCAUUUUUUAUUGUUAUUCUUGUAAAAAAAAAAAAAAAAGUCAAGCUGAGAAGACAGUUACACUAAAACCAUGCUGUAUUAGAAACUUGUCAAUAUGUAUAUGAAUUAUGAAUACACUUAAAAUGAUUCAAGUA
Molecule: messenger RNA, 10795 nt
Organism: Perca flavescens (yellow perch)
Lineage: Eukaryota; Metazoa; Chordata; Actinopteri; Perciformes; Percidae
Gene: tcf20
Product: transcription factor 20
Exons: 6
Coding region: 1800-9134 (2444 amino acids)
Biological process (GO): regulation of transcription by RNA polymerase II
Cellular component (GO): nucleus
Source: RefSeq, a predicted model, not a curated record